Molecule: messenger RNA, 558 nt
Organism: Plasmodium gonderi
Lineage: Eukaryota; Apicomplexa; Aconoidasida; Haemosporida; Plasmodiidae
Product: signal peptidase complex subunit 3
Exons: 1
Coding region: 1-558 (185 amino acids)
Biological process (GO): protein targeting to ER
Cellular component (GO): signal peptidase complex; membrane
Source: RefSeq, a predicted model, not a curated record
AUGGACAAUGUAUUGAAUAGGAUAAACGUUAUAUUUUAUUCUAUGGCUUUGUGUUUUUUGACUUUAUGUCUUUUCAAUUAUGGAACUUCAUUUUAUUUAUUUGAUGAGAAAGAAAUGAUAACUAAUAUAAAAGUAAGAAGUGUGCGUAGACUAGUGUAUAACAGAUAUAUAAAAGGUGACGAAGCUGUUUUAUCGCUAGAUUUAUCAUAUGAUAUGAGAAAAGCAUUUAACUGGAAUUUGAAACAAUUAUUUUUAUACGUUUUAGUAACUUAUGAAACACCACAAAAAAUAAAAAAUGAAGUUAUUAUACAAGAUUAUAUAAUAACUAAUAAAAACAAGGCAAAAAAAAAUUAUAAAAAUUUUAUUACAAAAUAUUCACUUAAAGAUUAUAAUAAUGGAUUAAGAAAUAAUAACAUUAAUUUACAAAUUUGCUACAAAUAUAUGCCAAUAGUGGGUUUGACUAGAUCUUAUGAAGGUAAAAAAAUUUCAUACAAAUUACCACCAGAAUAUUUUGACAGUUUACCAUCCAAUUACCCUUUGUAUUACCCGGAUAAGUGA